CAUCACAAAACUUUCGUCAUAUUGAAAUAAUUUAUAUGAAAAGAUGUACGACUUCUUUACUUAAAAGAAAUACUUUAAUAUCUCAUUGUGGCACAUUAAAUAUGGAUUGAUUAUAACGUGUCGAAGAUUGGAAAACGUCCUACAAAAUGAGCAGCUCUAUGAUGGAGAUAACCUUCCUUGGGACAGGGUCUGCCUAUCCCUCCCCUUCUCGGGGAGCCUCGUGUGUCAUCCUUAAAAUGGAUGAUGGGUCUUGGAUGUUUGAUUGUGGAGAAGGAUCUCAGAUACAACUACAAAAGAGCAAGGUCAAGGCUGGAAAAGUCAACAAAAUAUUUAUUUCUCAUCUCCAUGGUGAUCAUAUGUUUGGGUUACCAGGGUUACUGUGUACCAUCAGUGGAAAUAACCAAAGGUCAGAGCCACUAGAAAUCUAUGGACCAGUUGGCUUACGCAAGUUCAUAAGAACCAGUUUAGAACUGUCACGAACCAUACUCGGCUUUGCAUACCUUGUUCAUGAAAUGAAAGUUUUACCAUGUCAGAUACCCAGUGAAAUUCAGAAAUGGAAAGUUGAAGAGUCAUGUGACUCACUUAGCCUUCAUCCAAACGAAAGAAAAGGGCGACUGAUACAAGCAGACCAAGAUAAUGUCUGGACACUGUAUUCUAAUGACAAAAUCUCAGUGAAGGCAGUCUACCUCCAACACAGAAUUCCCUCCUUUGGUUUUUGUGUACAUGAAGCCUCCUCCCCUGGAAAACUUGAUAUAUCCAGACUGACAUUACAAGGGGUGAAGCCUGGACCGUGGUGUAAAGAAGUCAAGGAAGGAAAAGUUGUCACUCUGCCUGAUGGAAGAAAGAUAGAUCCUGCUGAUGUUGUGGGACCUCCCAAGCCUGGCCGUAAGGUGAUAAUCCUUGGGGACACCUGUAACUCCUCAGAGAUCUACACUGUGGGGAUGGAUGCCGAUGUUAUCAUACAUGAAGCCACUCUACAGAACUCUCUAAAGGACAUGGCUCUGGAGAAGGGUCACUCUACCCCAGAAAUGGCAGCUGAGGUGGCAAAGGACUUGAAUGCCCGAUUGCUUGUUUUGACCCACUUCAGCCAGAGAUACAUGCCAGUGUCGGACGAAUACGAGGAGGAAGAAUCUGUAUCCAUUCUGCUUAAAGAAGCAGAGGAAAUCAUGGGAGCAGAGCGUGUAAUAGCAGCUGAGGAUUUCCUCUCCAUUACAGUUCCAAUACGUCAGUCCCCAACCAAAGACAAAGCUGAGGAUAGUGUGCCUAACCUAGCAAUAUUUAAACAGUCUUCAGCUCUCAAGCGAGAUCAUGCUGAAAAUCUAGAAAAUGAAAAGAACUUUCUGAGAGAAAAUGGAAAAGAAUGCGAAAGAACUUAUACAGAAGAAUCAAGGGUCAAAAGAUUAAAAAUAGAAGAGACCACAUAGUGAUAUUAAAGGAAUAUUUGUUUGUAUCUGAAUUGAUAUGAUUUGUAGUUAAAAACAUUUUUUUUUUCAAUAUGAAUAUAGGACUACAAAUAAUAAUAACAUUAUUAAGAAAAUAUACAAGACUUUGUUCUUGAAUGAGAUAACUGAACUGUAAAUUCACAAUA
Saccostrea echinata is the source of this 1588-nucleotide messenger RNA. Its product is annotated as zinc phosphodiesterase ELAC protein 1-like. NCBI's taxonomy places the organism in Eukaryota, Metazoa, Mollusca, Bivalvia, Ostreida, Ostreidae. Gene Ontology annotation, cellular component: nucleus. The transcript is spliced from 10 exons. Bases 147 to 1424 code for a protein of 425 amino acids. Gene Ontology annotation, molecular function: 3'-tRNA processing endoribonuclease activity. The record is from RefSeq and is a predicted model, not a curated record.